AUGGCCUUCGAUAUUAACAAACAGGCCAUCAGCGACUUCCUCCCUAUUCCGGACACUUUGGCGCCUGUGACGGAUCCGGACAGAAUGGAGACUGCUACCUCCCUGCAGCAGAAACCUACGGACAGCCAUGCUCUGGCCACCGCGGACCACGACGAGAAGGGAGCCGCCCAACAGGGCCAUUCUAGAGAGGGGAAGGAUCUUGGAUGGACUGAGGAUGUCGACAACAUUCCCAAUCCCCUCGUAGGCGGCAUGCCCAACGACGAGCUGUGGGUACUGGUCCGAAGGUUUAACAAGGUACGUGCCAUUUGCAUGUGAAAGCUUCCAUUCUGAAUUUGUGCAACCUGCCCGUACUAACGCUUCCCAGCAAAUGUACCAUGUCAAAGAAUACCCCUAUCCCUUACCAGGCAAGCUGGAUCUCAGCAUCGCCGACGAAGAAGAGUUCUCGCCUGACAAGCUUCGGGCAAACAUCGAGCGAUUGUACAUGACCGUCAUUAUCGGUCUGAUGGGAUUUGGCAAGCACAUCAUGCGACUACGAUCAUGGCGGGAAACCCGAAGGACUACCUACUUCUGCGUCGCCUACUUCGUUGCAUGCCUAUUUGACCUCCUUGCUCCUGCCUUCUUUGCUAUGAUCAUAGCUCUCAUUGUUUAUCCGCCCUGCAGAGAGAUGCUCUUCCCUCCAGCUCCGCUUGCUCUGGUCGACGCGAAGACAGGUGGCGUACAGAAGCCCAAAGCAGGUGUACUAGGAUCAACAGAUUCCGCAACUGGCGCUCCAGAAAAGCACAAAGGUGAAGCUGUUGAGCAGGAGGCUACCAACCUUGUCAACAGCAUCGCCACCGUGGCCUUGACGAGUGUUAGUGGGAAGCACCCUCAGAAUGAACCACCUCACGCCGAGCAAGGAGGACCUGGCGACUCAGUCCCCGAUCCAACUGCCAUGGCGGUCAAUGCCAGUCAGGCGCGAACCAAGGUAUCGGGAGGCAAAGUUGGAGCACAUGACAAGACCAAGGUGCCAAUGGAGACGGCCAUCUGGAACCAGAUGCGACCAGUUAUGCACACCAUCGCGGAUAUUUCAGACACUUGGGAACGCUUCGGCAACGCUCUGGAUCCCACACCUCCCUUCCCCCGCGAUCUGUAUCGACUUCGCAUAGCAGCUCUGAUCGUACCUGCGCUCGCCGUGUCGCUCGUUGUUACGUCCUACAUGCUUGUCAAAGGCAUCACCCUUGCUGUCGGCUUCGGCUUCUUCGGCGACCCGGUCAUUAUGCGCGGUCUCGAAUACCUGAACUCUCACUUCCCCAAGUGGCAAAAACUGCUCGAACUUCGAAACACUGUCCUCAAAGGGGUUCCAACCAACGCGCAGCUAACCGUUACUCUCCUCCGAAUUGGCGAAGCAAAUAAGGCACCUUUGCCACCUCCACCACAUCAUGGCGCGGCGCCUCCAGAGGACAAACCAGUUGAACUGACCGACGACCAUCUCAAAGCUGUCGGAGCGGAUAUACCUCUCAAUGCAACCGAGGAGGAAAUCCAAGCAGCGAUUCAGCCCGAUCCCAACGUCGCGCACGAAACCGCAGGCACGGACGUUGAUGCUUCCAAGAACAGCAAACACGGCAAACGCGGCUCGAAGAUUCUAGGCGCAUUCAAGGGAACCAUUAAAGGCACCGUGGACACUGUGCUCGGAGCCGAUCAUGUGAAAGCCAAGGCCGGAAGCGAAGCCUCCAAACAGCGCCUGGGCGUCGUUCCCUCCACGAAAGAAAACAAACUCUCGGGUCCUGUGGAUUUCAAAUGCCGAUUCCACGGAAAGAAGGGACAUGCAUACAUCACCAGCAAAGCCACUAUCCCUUGCGUGGGUUUCAGUCUUGAUAAGAAUGUAACAUCUAAGGAGACCGGAACUUUGAACGACGAGUUGCAUCCCGUAUGGACAGUGGCUGUAGCUGAUAUCAAGGAGUUGAAGAAGAUUGGAGGACUGGGGUGGAAGAGCAAAUUGGUUGUUGGGUGGGCCCUGGAUCGCGAAGUAGCGGAUGGAUUGGAAAUUAUCGACAAGCAGGGGAAUAGCUAUAUCAUCACGGCUAUGAUUCUGAGGGAAGAGCUUUUCAAUCGGCUAAUUGCUAUGGGAGGACAGAAGUGGGAGGCUUGGUAA
Molecule: messenger RNA, 2131 nt
Organism: Lecanosticta acicola
Lineage: Eukaryota; Fungi; Ascomycota; Dothideomycetes; Mycosphaerellales; Mycosphaerellaceae
Source: the annotation of a GenBank genome assembly